AAUUUAAAUUAUCGUUUGGCAUACAUCCUCGGACACCGAUAAUACACGGCUAUUAAAAAGCUAUCGAAAACUGGUCAUCGAUAGUGCUUGUGACAAUCGUUCAGCAGAAAUCGGAAAAACGUGUGAAAAAGCAAUAGCAAGCAAGCAUGUCUGGACGCGAGGGCGGUAAGAAGAAGCCACUGAAGGCGCCGAAGAAGGACUCCAAAGACUUGGACGAAGAGGACAUGGCCUUCAAGCAGAAGCAGAAGGAGCAACAGAAGGCUCUGGACGCGGCAAAGGCAAAUGCCUCCAAGAAGGGCCCUCUCGUCGGCGGCGGGAUUAAGAAGUCGGGGAAGAAGUGAUGUUAUACCCACGCACCCCAUCUGUAUCCGCAUACCACUGGAUGCUGCAUUUUUAGCCGAAUCACAGCCAUGUGGACCAAAAUUCAUCGUCUAACCAGUUGGACUUCAAUUUUUUUAUACUUACGCUUACCAUUAAAUAGAGCAUUGUACGUUUGAAAAGAGA
Molecule: messenger RNA, 504 nt
Organism: Drosophila eugracilis
Lineage: Eukaryota; Metazoa; Arthropoda; Insecta; Diptera; Drosophilidae
Product: translation machinery-associated protein 7 homolog
Exons: 2
Coding region: 147-341 (64 amino acids)
Source: RefSeq, a predicted model, not a curated record